Lichtheimia ornata is the source of this 5097-nucleotide messenger RNA. RefSeq lists its product as uncharacterized. Bases 1 to 5097 code for a protein of 1698 amino acids. Gene Ontology annotation, molecular function: protein binding. The transcript has 6 exons. The record is from RefSeq and is a predicted model, not a curated record. NCBI's taxonomy places the organism in Eukaryota, Fungi, Mucoromycota, Mucoromycetes, Mucorales, Lichtheimiaceae.
AUGGGCGCACAUCAAAGCAAACAAAAUAAGCGGCGAGCUCACCAUGGUUCAUCAACAAGGCAUCAACCUCCGCCACCACAGUCGCAUUACCAGCAACAUCAUCAUGUUACUCGCCAACCUUUACGAUCGCAACAACUACAGCAGCAGCGUCAACGCGCAAGUCUAAAGCAGCAGCAACAGCAAAAAUCCGUAUCACAGCAUUUUGUUCCUGAACAACAAUCGCAAUUACAUCUUCCCGUAUCACCGCCACAACCAGCAUACACAGCCGAGCCGUUACUUAUCGAAGAUGAAGAUGAUGAUGAUGACGUGCAGCGUCGGCUAUCAAUCGAUUUUAUGGAUUCACAAUCGAGCAUCUUGCUAAAGAACAAAUUUGCCGCUGUUGUAGGUGGUGGCGAUAGUACAUUUUCAAGCACAUCAUCACGUAACGCAUCAUCACCAUCAUUAUCCAACUAUGACCAACCAUUGUACCUUCCACCUACCAUGUCAUCCAUCACAUCUUCGUCAUCUGCCAGCUCAGCACGCACAGCAUUAUUUUCCACAUUAUCGUCCUUGUCGAGCACUGCAUCGUCAAUCUCAUCUAUCCAUAUCAAACAAGCACAUGAUGCCACCUUGCCCAUUCUUGAUCACCAUCAUCCUACCACCACUUCCCAUACUGCAUCUUCGUCAACACUUACUUUACCCACAACGGCAACGGUUGUUGAUGACGAGAACCAACGCAUGGAUGAAGCAUACAAUAGGCUUGAUCGAUGGAUAAUGCAACCUGAUAUCAGCGAUCGUCAAGUGGUAGCUGAGGCCUAUUACCCAUAUGCCGUAUUCCACUACUAUGGGUUGUCACCAUCACGACAGCCUAACUACCCGCUUGCUUACAAGUAUUUUCAACAAGCGGCCAAGGAGAACAUGGUGUUGUUGCAAACGUGUCGAGACCAAGAGCAACGUGAACGCAUUAUAGGCAUCAUUUCCAAUGCACAAUACAACCUUGGUGAAAUGUGGGCCAGUGGCAAAGGCGUUGCGAGAGUUGAUACCAUCAAAGCAACCCAAUACUUUAAAGCAGCAGCCGAAAAUCAGCAUGCUACUGCACGCUACAUGAUGGGCUACUAUCACCAUCACGGGAUCGCCAUGAGCAAAACCGAACAGCCACGAAAAAGCAUUGACCAGGCUAUUGAGUGGUACACGCUAGCUGCUGAACAAGGACAUGAUAAGGCUCAAGCUGCUCUUGGGGCAUUGUUGUUGGAUCGUCGUCAACCACAGGAAGCAUUAAAAUGGCUACAUCUUGCAGCGGAUAAGGAGGAACAUGUGAAUGCUGAUGCCUUGUUGCAACUUGCCUACGUAUACGAGGAAGGUGCUGGUGAUACGGUGACGCCGAAUAAGAGACUUGCUUUUGAGUACUAUGAAAGAUACCUGCGUUUGGUACCUGUAUCGGAUCCCCAAUACGGCAAUAUGCAUUAUCUUAUGGGCAUCAGCUUCCGUAACCACAGCCUCUUAAAUGAUUCUACCGAUUUGGCAACCGACCACGAGCGCGCUAUUAUGCACCUUACUCGUGCUGCAAAUGCUGGCCAUGCUCAAGCUCAGCGUGCUCUGGGCACCAUGUACGAACAAGGUCUCGGUUUUUCAUGUGCCGAUGAACACCAAGCCCAUGCCUUAUUCACAAAAGCGGCCGCUCAAGGUGACGUGCUUGCACUUGGCUCACUUGGAAAGCAAUACGAAUGGGGUCGUGGCUGUAUUCGUGAUACCACCAAAGCAAUCCAAUGCUAUCAACGUGCUGCUGAUAGUGGUUGUGUCCCUGCUCAACUUGCACUUGCCAUGCUUUUCGAAAAACUUGGUCGUAUCGAUGAUGCCUUGCCCUGGUUUGAACGUGUUGCCAAUGCUGAUAAAGAUGAUCUUGGCAAGGUGUAUCGCAGCACAGCUCAACUUCGCAUAGCGUUGCAUAAACGAGAUCGCACAAGUCUUGAAGCACUCGCAUCCAAAUCCGGUGUACCUGAUGAAGCACAUUAUUGGCUUGGUCGAUGGUGGAAGGCUGAAAAGUCACCAAAAGCAUUUCAACACUUUUUACAUGCUGCAGAGCUAGGCCACAUGUUGAGCCAAUUUCAUGUUGCUGAUAUGCUAGCCAAUGGAUUACUCGGCGUUUCCAAGGAUCGUGUAGCUGCCUAUCAUUGGUACACCAAAGCAUCUGCUCAAGGUCAUGCACUAUCACAAUUGUGUGAAGCACUCUAUUACAUACAAGCCAUUCAGCCUGUUGCCAAGGUCGACCUUCCAAAAGCAGAGUCAUUGUUACGCUGUGCCGUGAGGAAAGGAUCUCCAGAAGCUAUGGUGCGACUUGCUCAAGUGUUGCUCAAGACAUCUUUGGACAAGAAAAAAGAAGCUGUUGAUUGGCUUCUCAAGGCCGCUACCAAGGAUGAUACAAGUGCCAUGCGUGAACUUGCCAACAUUUAUGAAUCGGAUGGUGAUUACAAAUCUGGAUACGAAUGGCUCCAACGAGCUACGGAUGAGCAACACAAUGAUCCACGUGCUUGGUAUGCGUUGUCGCAGUAUUAUGAAAAAGGAUGGUGGUGUUGUUCAAGUGGUGAAGAAGCCGAGCCUGAUGUAAACAAGGCCCUUGAAUGUCUCAGGAAAGCCGAGGCACUUGGCUAUAUCAGAGCAAGCUUUGAGAUUGCUUUACUUUAUGAGAGGCGUUCACAAUGGACAUCGGCUUUGCGUCAAUACGAUGUUAUUUUGCAAAAGUUUGAUCCUACUACUCACCCCUAUGGCUGGCAUGCUCUUUUGGCCAAACAUCGCCUUGAGGUCUUACAUGGUGCUGGUGGUAAUAGUGCCGAUAGCAACAAGGUGGUCCGUGAGCAAGAGACGUAUCGGUCGCUUAGUGAAAUGGUGCAAACACACAAAGACAAAGCUGACGCUGUUGAAGCAUUUGAGCUGCUUGGCAUUUGCUGUGAAAAUGGCCUGGGAAUCCAAUGUGAUAUCACUCGGGCCAUGGCGUGGUAUACCAAAGCUACCCAUUUGAGUAUCCCUACAGCCAACACAUCUCUCGCCUUAGACCAAGCUCGUACUCGAUGUCGCCUUGUACACUUAUUGAUCAUCCAUGAGAAGCACGAUGAAGCGUUGCAACAGCUACGUUUAGUGGAGCCGUAUCUCGAUCAAAUGAAAGGCCACGUUUCCUCCGAGACCGUUACUCAAGCCCGUGAAGCACGUUAUCAUUUGGGGUAUCUCUUAUUACAUCACCAAAAUCAAGCACAAGAAGCCAAGCGUUGGUUAAUAGAAGCAGCUGCACAAGGCCAUACUGGAGCUAUGUAUGAGCUUGGCAAGCAAGCUAUGCGUGAAGGAAACCACAGCGAGGCCAAGCAUCGAUUUAGUCAAGGUCAUGUGAUGGGUCAUGCAAGCAGCAAGCGUGAGUUGGCAUUGUUGUUGCUACAAGACGUUGACGGCAAUGAAAACGACCACUCCAACAAUGACGAUGAUGACGACGAUGAUGAUGAACGCAAUAUUGAUAUGAUCAAGUACUUGCUGGAAGAGGCGGUCGACAUGCAAGACACUGAAGCCAUGUUUGAAUUGGGACAACUUUACGAGCAUGGCCUAGGCAAAAAAUUUCCUGCUGAUCGGCUCGAAGCAUAUGCGUUAUACAAGAUGGCUGGUGCAUUACAACAUAAACUUUCAUGCGUCUAUGCUGGUGAAGUGUGCUACGGAUUAAAACGAUUUACAGAAGCACUCGACUGGUUUAGACGAGUACCAGAUCAUUGGAUUGCACGUUUUCGUAUGGCGCUUUAUGGUCUACAGCUUGAACCAGAUGCUGAACGUACAUGGUUUACCACACUUUGUGAUGCUGUACCCACUGAACCACCUUCUUCAAGCAUAUACGAAAGACGCAUCUGGAGCAAAGCGUGCGAGUGUAUUGGUGAAUGCUUUGAACGUGGCCAAGGAAUUGAUCAAGAUGAUGAGAAAGCUAUCCUAUGGUACACACGCAGUGCUGAUUUGGCUAGUGUGCGAGCAAUCAGUGCUAUGCAUCGCUUGGCACAAUUAUACGACAAGAAGAAACAAGAUGAUUCAGUAUUAGAAUGGCUACGUGCAGCAGCAGAACAAGGUGAUAGUGAGGCUCAAUUCCAAGUUGGCCUUUUCCACAAGUAUGGUCGUGGCGGAUUACUCGUCAACUCGGUUGCCGCAGCAUCCUAUCUAAGCAAGGCAAUGGUUCAACGUCAUCCACGUGCAACAUACGAGCUUGCUGAUACCUAUUGGCAAAUUCGUGAUUAUCCCAAGGGAUGGCAAUGUUUUCAAGAUGCAGCCGAUAAACAAGGCAUUGUCGAGGCGUUGCGUGCUUUAGGCUUCCUAUACGAUCGUGGAUUUGCCGAACUUGACCGCACUGGGAAGUUAUUUACCGUUACGCAAGAUCGCAUGAAAGCUAUUGAUUACUUUUGCAAAGCAGCCGAUAUGAAUGACAAGGCAUCCAUUCUUAUGCUUGGCUCCUACUAUGAAGCAAGUUGCUUGCAAGAAGAUAGUCCACUUGAAAAGGCGCUCGCUUUCUAUGAAAAAGCUGGUGGUGCACAAUCGACCAACCCUGUUCUCGAAUUCGUCAUUGGUCGUUUAUUCCAUACCAUGGCUGAUCACGCUCCUGCCUUACAUCGAGAAGCCUUUAUUCGUUUUGAGCGUGCUGCCAACAUCAAGAAUCAAGAAAUGGCUGAUAGCAGCAAUGAUACACAGACCGAUUAUUCAACUGCCAAUGCACAAAUCAUGGUUGCCUUGUAUCAUCUAUACGGAUGGUAUGCUCCUGAGCAUAAGCCUAAGAAGGGUUUUGAGAUUCUGCUGCAGCUUGAGAGGGACGGCAAUAAUGAUGUUCAACGUGAUGUCAAGGAACAAAUCGCUCGUUGCUAUGAGAACGGAAUCGGUACCACCAAGGAUCUAUCACAAGCCCUUCUCCAUUGGAAACGUUUAUGUGAGUUGGGGGUCAAGAAUGCGCUUGUUAUUGUAGAAGAAUAUCACAAAGACGGUAUUGCAACGGAUGAGGAGCUACAAAGUGCCCAACGAUCCUUCCGAGCUACGCAAGUGGAUAAUAUCGUACCAUCAGAGGAACGUGAAGAAACAGCAUCCUCCUCAGCAUCAAGCUACACAAACUAA